AUGUCUGGGAUCAGCUGUGGUCGUGUCGGCUGUCAGUUCCCCAUCAAAUCGGAUAGAAUCGUGUGCUGCGAGUGCUCCACCGCCUUCCAUCCAGAGUGCUCCGAUCUUUGUCCAGAGGACUACGCCACUAAAUGUGGUAAGGGUGACUGGUACUGUGCCAUCUGUACCGCCGCCACGACUCCAAUCGGCGACUGUGCGAUUGGUGUUGCCACUGCGAAGCGUACUGACGCCGCUCCUCCUCCCCACUUAUUGCCCAUCUCCUACGUAACCAGCAAUCCUAACAAGCUGCGUGAAACCAUGGAAAUUCUUGGCAAGGAGUACGUGGGAAUGCUGAGGCAGGUGGAUGUGGAGUUGGCGGAGUACCAAGGCAGCAGUGCGGAGGAGAUUGCUCGUGUGAAAUGUGAGCAGGCUGCGAGGAUGGUUGGUGGAGCGGUGUUGGUGGAAGACACGUGCCUUGCCUUUGACGCCCUGAAGGGCCUUCCUGGUCCCUACAUCAAGUGGUUUUUGAGGGCUGUUGGACCUGAGGAAUUAGGUGUGUGGCUGGAGGUGGACAUUUGCUAG
Molecule: messenger RNA, 561 nt
Organism: Echinococcus granulosus
Lineage: Eukaryota; Metazoa; Platyhelminthes; Cestoda; Cyclophyllidea; Taeniidae
Product: Inosine triphosphate pyrophosphatase
Exons: 3
Coding region: 1-561 (186 amino acids)
Biological process (GO): nucleoside triphosphate catabolic process
Cellular component (GO): cytoplasm
Molecular function (GO): nucleoside triphosphate diphosphatase activity
Source: RefSeq, a predicted model, not a curated record